Marchantia polymorpha subsp. ruderalis is the source of this 1257-nucleotide messenger RNA. Lineage: Eukaryota; Viridiplantae; Streptophyta; Marchantiopsida; Marchantiales; Marchantiaceae. The record is from the annotation of a GenBank genome assembly.
AUUGAACCUUCCUCGUCUCGACUCGACUCCUCGUUCGUUCUGUGGGCGUCGAACUUUACGCUUUCCUGCUUUCCUGCUUCCCGCGCGCGUCGCACCCUCGGUACGCUCGCGCCCCUGUCCCCGGGUUUCAAUUCAAUGCUUUGAUUUGUGUUCUAGUGAUGCGAAAUGUGAGUAUUCACAGCCCCCCCACGCUUCGUGAACGAGGAGGAAUUUCGACGACCAGGCGCAUAAGAUCGUAGGGUAGAAGUUCUCGCGGGGUUUUACUUUUGUUAACCGGCUGUCGUUAGAAUACCCCAGCGUUCUCGCGUCGUUGUUUGGGGAGCAGACUCGUAGGGUUUUAGACCUCGUUAGUCUUCCCCCCGUGCCAGAUUUCUCCGUUCGUUUGAUCGAGAGAAGGCAUCGCUGGGUAUUGCGAGCGUGACAGGUUUUGGGUUUUUCUUGUAUCCAGGUGAGCUGCGAAUUCGUCCUCAAGAGAUCUCUUCAUCUCUCGGGAACUGAUCUGCCAUCAUGGAUCACGGGGGACCCGCUCCACCCGAGCCAGUCACAUAUUUGUGUGGGGAUUGUGGAGCUGACAAUACUCUUAAGCCUGGAGAUGUCAUCCAGUGCCGUGAAUGCGGGUAUCGCAUCUUGUAUAAGAAGCGAACCCGACGAAUUGUGCAAUUCGAGGCGAGAUGAUCGAUUGGUUGUCGGUCAGCACUCCUGGAGUUUUAGACAUGUCAAGCCGAGCAUGUACUUGCCCUUUCAGAAUGGGAUCUACAUUGAAGCGAUUGACGAAGGGCCUGGAUCAACUUCCUGGAAUGAGGUUUCUUCAGACUCAAAGGUGUGUACUUAGUAUAUGAAUCGCUGGAGUUUGACUAUUAUCGUCGGCAGAAUGGAAUUUAGGCUCUGAGUGGCGCUCAGAGCUUGGACUAUGAAUUUAUUGGACAAAACGCUGCUACAAUCGUCGCCUGCUCUGAAUUUCGCAUUUUCUAGGAGGUAGAAAAUGCAACCUAUGGAUGUAUUAUUGAUUGCAAGACCUACAUUAAACAUCCGAUUUUGAUUAGAGAGAGCAAACGUUACGCGAUGUUGGAUCAGUAACAUGUAGUAACGAAGAUUCAGAUCAUUAGCUGGUUACAUCUUUUUUCUCUUCAUAUGUGAGUUCCUCCGCGACUUUCGGAAGAGAGAAGGUGUUGUCUUUCACCUAGUUUCUGCAUUGCCAUCAAACGAUGCACGUUACGAAUACACAAAUAUGGAAAUUAUCAUAUAUUUUGUGCUUGC